Molecule: messenger RNA, 1152 nt
Organism: Aspergillus ibericus CBS 121593
Lineage: Eukaryota; Fungi; Ascomycota; Eurotiomycetes; Eurotiales; Aspergillaceae
Product: mitochondrial 37S ribosomal protein uS15m
Exons: 2
Coding region: 75-974 (299 amino acids)
Biological process (GO): translation
Cellular component (GO): ribosome
Molecular function (GO): structural constituent of ribosome
Source: RefSeq, a predicted model, not a curated record
CGGCCUUGGAUGCGAAGACGCUCGGAAGUGUCAUUCGUUAGUCAUUGGAAUCUGUCUAUCCUGGGCCUGCGACCAUGCCUCCCCGCAUUUUGUUACAGCCUUCUCUGAGGGCCAUCACUGGUCCUUCAUCCGUCCAGCUCCCCUUUGCCGCAUUGUCAUUGAACCCGACAAAAACUUCCGUGAGAGCCGGAUCUACCGAGACCCGGGAACGCAGGAGACAUGACCCUUUCUUAAUGGCGCAGUCGCGCCAGCGCAAGGCAGCCAAUAUCUCCCGUCAGAAAGCCCUCACCAAGGAGCGCGAAGGGUCUGUUGGAAGCCCUCUUGAUACGCAGCCAACGCCCUUCAUCCAGGAAAUUAGAAAGACGCAAUCCACUUUGCAGGAUAAAGACCUCAAUUACUUUGUUACGCCGGAUGGUCUCCAAGACGCGAUGGAAUACUCGAAGAACCUGACAUCGCCCCUCCGGAGCCAGGAUCGCGACACUGCUGACCCUCAGCUUGAGAAGGAAGCAGCUGAGAGACACCUUCAAGAACAUCGAAAUGCACAGGAAGCCAUCCUUCGAAUUGUCAGUGUUGCCAACGGUAACACUCAGGACCACAUGCGGCUGCACAUUCAAAAAUGCAUUGAGACCUUUGGCCGUCACAACACCGACAGGGUACUGCCUUCGAAGCCGACUGGCGUGCCGCACAAGUCAGCAACUGUUCACCUAGAGAAGACACCCCGUGUUGGUCCGGAUACUGGCUCUCCGGAAGUCCAGGUGGCCAUUCUCACGGCAAAGAUCAUGAACCUGUCUAGGCACCUCACGACGACCAAGAAGGAUAGGCACAACAAGCGCAAUCUGCGUAUACUUGUUCACAAGAGACAGAAGUUGCUUCGAUACCUUCGAAAGAAGGAGAGGGGUGGCCCUAGGUGGCAGAAUCUGAUGGAGACACUGGGUCUUUCGGAGGCUGCUUGGAAGGGGGAAAUCUCCAUGUAAAUCCGCUUGUUGGCGCUUGUAUUCUAUAUUUCUUAUUCUGUAUUUCCUCCGUUCAAGCUUAAUAUUGGCGUGUAACCUUACAUCAUUCGAACCUCUCUCGUAACAAAGGGCAGUGGCCAAUUCGCAUUUCAUCUGAUCCUGUCAGACCUGUGUCUUGGGGAGAUUUGCAGCACACAAG